CUAUCCUCUGUGAAUUCCCCAACAGACCCAACAGAGGAUUAAAUGAGCUGCGUCCCAGGACGAUGGAUUGGAGUCAGUCGACACAAGCACAGCGUGAUGCUUUCAUCUGGUUCACAGAGUCCCAGCUCCGGCUCGUGAUCAGGAACGGUGUCGUCCCAGAGUGGUUUCAUGGGAUCAUCUCCAGGAAGGUGGCAGAGGAACUGCUGAUGUCCAAGCCCCCUGGCUACUUCCUCAUCCGAAUCAGUGAGAGCAGGAUUGGCUACACUCUCUCAUACCGUGCUGAGGACCGCUGCAGACAUUUCAUGAUCGAUGCGUUGGAGGACGGCCAAUAUAUCAUAGUAGGGGAAGACAGGCGUCACCGGGUUCUGCAGGACCUGGUGGACUUUCACCGUAGGAAUCCCAUCAUGCCUUUCAGUGAGGUGCUGACUGUUGCAUGUGGGCAGGCCUCAGGUGGCAAGACCGACUACGCAGAGCUGCUGUUUCCCCAAAGACAUCUGAAUCCCAACACAAGCUGGCUACCGAACGUCCCCCUGCAUCCCAGCAUAAGUCACCCACCAUCACAGGAAGAUAUCCCACCUGCUCUUCCUUAUCGGCCAAAUAACUUGAGGAACUCUGCACUCCCGUCUGCAAACAGACUUUACCCUAGUUUGGAGGAGGAAUUUCCACACAUUACCAUCCCUCUCCCUGCCACGCCUGUGCCAAAACCGAGACAUUUGGCCAUCAAUCUUCCAUCCAACCAGCCUCCUGAGGUCCCUGCUCGGACCCCUUUACCUCCACUGAAGCAGAACCAGGCUUGUAUCAGGACAGUCUCUGCACCUGAGAGCGUCGCCACACCCUCACCCUCACCCUCACCCACAACCACUGAGCACCCACUCAGCGCCAACCUCCAGCCUGCAAAGAACCAGGAAUGCAAGCUGUCAGUCGUCUCCAACCUGAAGAACUUCAAGAAGAAAUUCCAAAAGAAGAACAACACGCCGCAGGAGGCGACUGAGAAUGAGUACCACGAGAUCGCAGAGGAGCACACCUUCAGUGCUCCUCCAUUUACCUACACUUGCGCUGUGACUGAAGGAGGAGGGUUACCUCAGGAGUAUCUGCCACCUCCACCUUUUGCUCCAGGUCACUGACACAUGACUGCUCCCUUAGAAAAAUAAUGCAUAGAUGGAUUCAACCCCAUGUGGGUGGAGGACAGAAGCAAGAAAAAGGAGCGAUAGCCUGCACACUGAAGUUGAACUCUUACAAAUAAUGCAUCAUUUCAACCUUCAAGUAGUGUGGAGUAAAAACUAUAUAAUAGGUUAAACUGCUGUUUGUCCGUGACUGUGAUUACUGCCACUUUUGAGCGCUUUAUCUUUUAUUUAUUUGCUGGUUUAUUCAACAGAGACACUACAGAUAAAUAUUGUUACAUGAGGAGUAAUGCAACAAAUGUAUUUAACAUACCCGUCUCCCUAGUGCUAAUGCUAAUUACUAGCCUCUUCUUUGGCUUUUAAAUUCCGGUGAAUUGUUUAUACAUGCCUCUCUGCUGCUGUCAUGUCUAACAAAAGUAUGAAAGGGCAGCAGGAGGAAGUUAAUGCAAAAGGACUGCUUUGAAUACAGGUCUGGUGCAGAUCUGUUAUCAGCAACAUGACAGGGAAGCUGGAAAAUGCAGACACAGGUCAGACUUGUUUUACAGGUAGGAACAUACAGGUGGGUCAAAUUCACUUUUACGUAGCGUAAAACGUGGUCUUUGGACAUGGAAUUCAAGGUAAUUACCCAGAGACAUUUCAUUUUUACUGCCAGUGACUGCCAGACCCUUGUUUUUAAUGUGAUUAUGAAGCAUCUAGACCAUGUGAUCUGAAUAUUUUACAAAUAUUUUUACUACUAUGCUUAUGCAAAGCAUCUUAUUUUGUUACGUUAUGGAGUAAAUAAAUGACCUUUAAUAAAUGCUAUAUUUGUAUUUGUUUCCAAGGCUGUUACAGCUGUUCCACAAGCUUUUGUUUCAUGGCACAUAAUUAAUAUUACUCUACUGUCUGAUGAUUAAACAAGAAUGUGAUUUUGACCAUGACCAAUCGGGACACACCGGUUUGUUCACCCAUACUGGAAAUGAACAUAAUUUCUGUUUCUGCUCUGAGCACUUCCUCCUGUCUGUCCCCUCCUCUCCCUCCCAUGCUUCACUUCUCACUCUGAUCUUUGCAUGUUAUGGCUCCUGUGCUGGCCUGGUUACUCAGUGGUGGGUGCAUGUCAUGCUGGUGCAAUCACCUGGGUUUUAAUUCCAAUGAACAUGUAUGACAUGCCAGUCCCUUUCUAUCCUCAGACUAUUCUGUCUUAUUUUACUGUAAAUGUUAUUAGUAAGUGUUUAAAAACGUGCAUUAAAAAGUGUUAAUGCAUGUUAUAACUUGCUUGUCAUUUUGCAAUGAUUUGAUUAACUGUGUAGUCAUUCAGUUACUUUUGAUAUUGUUGACCAUGUAAUUGGUUGUUAACUGUUUGGAUUAUGUAGUCAAAACAGUUCAGAGCUCUUCAUACCAAACUAAUAGAAAACAUUUGUCUCAUUAUAGACUACCAUCUAGUGGCCAGUAAACCACAUCAGAUGCUCAGAGAGCAGAGUGGUGGCCUUCAGUUCCUUUAUGUUAAAACCACAAUGUAAAAGCAUGCAAUUUCAAGUCUGCUUUUAAUUGUUCACUAAAGCCAAUGCAGAUAUAUUUUCAUAAUCUGAUCAAAAAAAGGAAGUGGAGCUGAAACUUCAAUGUUUGCUUCUGAAUGUGGUGAUGUGUAAGUAUAAGUCUAAGUAUAUAAAGUUUAUAAA
Epinephelus lanceolatus (giant grouper) is the source of this 2776-nucleotide messenger RNA. It is a transcript of the gene hsh2d, whose product is annotated as hematopoietic SH2 domain containing. The record is from RefSeq and is a predicted model, not a curated record. NCBI's taxonomy places the organism in Eukaryota, Metazoa, Chordata, Actinopteri, Perciformes, Serranidae. Gene Ontology annotation, cellular component: cytoplasm.